Molecule: messenger RNA, 9517 nt
Organism: Mobula hypostoma (lesser devil ray)
Lineage: Eukaryota; Metazoa; Chordata; Chondrichthyes; Myliobatiformes; Myliobatidae
Gene: adamts5
Product: A disintegrin and metalloproteinase with thrombospondin motifs 5
Exons: 8
Coding region: 216-2843 (875 amino acids)
Biological process (GO): extracellular matrix organization; proteolysis
Molecular function (GO): zinc ion binding; metalloendopeptidase activity
Source: RefSeq, a predicted model, not a curated record
UGGGUCGCAGAGAAGGAGGGGGGAGGUGACAGCCGCUUUGCAAAGAAUUUUACGUACAAAAUAAACAUUUUGACGCAUCUCCAGUUGCGAGACAAAAACAUUUGGGAACUUGGAAAGUUUGCGGUGACUUGUUUUUCAUAAUUUAGCUUUGAGAAUAGCUACCUAGCGACCGGUGUGUUUUAUUUUUUUACCAUACCCUGCUUUGCCUGCGGACAAUGUUGUUGCUCGCCUUGUGGAGUCUGCUGGUGCUCUGCCUUGCGGGAGUGCAGCCUGCUCCCAGUCAGAGGCACGCCGAGCGCAAUCUGUUCCCCCUGCGACCGGAAUGGAGAAGGAGAAAUGGGGUAGUGCAAGCGGUGGAUCGGAUUUACGCGGGGGACGGCAAGCUCGGUUACAUGCUGUACGCAGACGGUAAGAGAUUCCUGCUGGACCUGCAGCGGGACGAAGCUGUCACCUCGCCCCGCUUCGGCGCCUCUAUCGUGGGGGGCUUGGAGCUUGACGAUGGGACGAGCGGCCGCUGCUACUACCGGGGGACGGUGGACAAUAACCCGGUGUCGCUUGCCGUCUUCAAUGUGUGCGGGGCACUGGACGGUUUCUUCGCCCUGGGCAAAUCGCGCUACACCAUCAGCCCGUUGGGCGACAUCGGUCCCCGGGGCCAUCGGGCAUUCGGUGACGGCUCGGAGCCGGUGCUUCACGUCUUCACCAAGGAUGCUUUCAGGUUCCAGACUUUGGCACAGCCCAACCGGUGCGAAAGCCGUGACAAGGACGGGCAGCCUGCCAAGCGCAAGCAUCCCAACUCCUCCGACAGCCCGGGAGAGCCGAAGCAGCCCGGGCGCUCCAAGCGCUCGGUGUCCCGGCCGCGGUAUGUGAAGCUGCUGCUGGUGGCCGACGCAUCCAUGUCCAGCAAGUACGGGCGCAACAUCCAGCACUACCUCCUGACGCUGGCUUCCAUCGCUUCCAAGCUCUUCGGCCACGCCAGCAUCGAGAACGCCGUGCGCCUGUCCGUGGUCAACAUCACUGUGGUCAGCCAGGCGGCCGAAGGGCCACAGGUCGACAAGAACGCCGCGGCCACCCUGAAGAGUUUCUGUAAGUGGCAGCACGCCAGGUACGGCGGGACGGACGGGCAGACGGAGCGAUACGAUGCUGCUCUCCUGUUCACCCGAGAGAAUCUGUGCGGACACCAGUCGUGUGACACCUUGGGAAUGGCAGAUGUGGGGACCAUCUGCUCCCCUCACCGUAGCUGUGCAAUCAUUGAGGACGACGGGCUCCACGCUGCGUUCACAGUCGCUCAUGAAGUUGGGCAUCUGCUGGGACUAUCGCACGAUGACUCCAAAUUCUGUGAGGAAUCUUACGGCUUGACAGAGGAUAAGCGACUAAUGUCUUCCAUCCUGACCAGUAUCGACGCGUCCAAACCCUGGUCCAAGUGCACUUCAGCCACAAUAACUGAGUUCUUCGAUGACGGCCAUGGGGACUGCCUCCUCAGCCCUCCACUGAACCCCAUGCGGGCACCAGAGGAGCUUCCAGGCCAGAGCUACGAUGCGGCCCGCCAGUGCAAACUGGCUUUCGGGCCGGAGUACACAGUCUGCCCAGGGAUGGAUGUUUGUUCCCGCCUGUGGUGUGCUGUCAUCCGCCAGGGACAGAUGGUGUGCAUGACCAAGAAGCUGCCCGCCGUGGAAGGGACCCCCUGCGGGAAGGGGAGGAUCUGCUUGCACGGGAAGUGCGUGGACAAAACCAAGAGGAAAUAUUACUCGGCUUCAGCGAAUGGCAACUGGGGCUCGUGGGGCUCGUGGGGCCCAUGUUCACGGACGUGCGGAGGUGGGGUUCAGUUUGCCCGCCGGCACUGCAACAACCCGGCGCCCCGAAACAACGGCAAAUACUGUGUGGGCAAACGGGCAAUCUACCGAUCGUGUAACGUGACUCCGUGCCCGCAAACAGGCAAAUCUUUCCGGGACGAACAAUGCGAAGCAAGGAAUGGAUAUCAGACCGAUGCCAAAGGAGUCAAAACGUUCAUGGAGUGGGUUCCAAAGUACGCCGGAGUGAUCCCUGCAGAUGUGUGUAAAUUAACCUGUCGUGCAAAGGGAACCGGAUACUAUGUGGUAUUUUCCCAGAAGGUAAUAGACGGGACAGAAUGCCAACCGUACAGUAAUUCACUCUGUGUGCGUGGCCGCUGUGUGAGGACGGGCUGUGAUGGCAUAAUUGGCUCCAAACUCCAGUACGACAAGUGUGGAGUGUGCGGCGGAGAUAGUAGUACCUGUGUGAAAGUAUCUCGGACCUUUACCAAGAGAAGCGUUGGGUACAGAGAAGUAACAAGAAUCCCAGCUGGGGCAGUCCAUAUCAAGGUGAGACAGUACAAACCCAAGGGACAGCAGCGAUUCACUGCUUACUUGGCAGCCAAGAGGAAGAAUGGCGACUAUCUCUUCAACGGCAAGUACAUGAUUUCGACCUCAGAGACCAUCAUCGACCUCAAUGGCACGGUGCUCAACUACAGCGGAUGGAGCCAGAGGGACGAUGAGAUGCAUUCAAUGGGCCACGGCCCACUGAAGGAGCCACUGAUAAUUCUGAUUCUGGCCACCGACCCGAGGAAACCAGUUGACGUGCGUUACAGUUACUACAUCCCGAAGAAGCCGCAGGCUGCAACCAGUGAGAAUGCCCUGAAAACCCUGACUGCGCAGUCUCACCUUCCCCAGUGGAUGACAGGACCUUGGUUAUCCUGUUCCAGGACCUGUGAUACUGGCUGGCAGACUAGAACUGUUCAAUGCAAGAAUGGAGAGGGGAAGUUGGCUAAAGGAUGCCCUUUGUCCCAAAGACCAUCAGCAUUUAAACAGUGCUUUCAAAGAAAAUGUUAAUGCACUUUUCACUGUGAGAGUUCCUCUCUUUUUAAUUUUACCAUUCCAUUUUCUGUUUUAAUUUAAAAUUCUCGAAGGAAAGGAAGGAAAAUAUUCUCAGUGUACCUUGGUGUUAAGCAGAAAUGGCUUCAGCAUCAAGGACGUGGGCAGAAUCUGUCUCAUCCAAAUGACUGCACAUCGGAGAGUGGGGGAGCAUCGGACUCAUGCCCCUAGGAGUCCGCAGACUCGGUGAGAGUGAGAGGGUAGAAGCCAAUGGCAGCUGGCACGUCACCUACCUCAGAUGCCUCCCUCGUCUACACUGAAGUGAGAACCAAGCGGUUCCACAGUCAUCGGGCAAGGCAUUGAUUCCAGAAUUCUCUCCGACCCUCCCAGCGAAGUAGAUGUCCACAUUUCUGACACGGCCACCAUCUUCCUUUGCUCUUCCAUGGCCUCUCAGUUGUGGCCAGUGACUGAUUCCUAGAAGUUUGGGAGAGUGCAAGACUGGCAUUUUCUUCAGUGAUUUCAAAGACGAUGCAAGACGCUAGAGAAGCGGCCGUUUGUGAAAGGAAUGGUUAAUCUGGUGAUUUAAUGAGAUCACCACACCUUGCAGACUCUAGGUUGAACUCAUGCUGCAGUGUUUGCAUUAGAGUGCUUUUGGACGUUGCCUCUCGCUACAAUCCCGUUGUGAACCAUUUGUAACAGACUUUCUUAAAUGAGGCACUGACUGAUUCCAGUUUGUAAUUGCAAAUCUCUCUGGCACAAAAUAAAGAGCUGACUGGAAUUGAGCAGCAGAAGGAAUGUGAGUAUAGAAAAUCCAGCAUUGUAUUCCUGAAGGAUCACCAGCUGGACUGCAUUCCAAUGCGCACCUCCAACUGAUGAGUAAAAAAUGCAGGCUUGAGGCUGCACCAAAAGACCUUUCCCAGAAAACAGUGGCUUUACAGAACACCUGAAUCAAUUAUCAUCUCAACUUACCAUUCUUGAGUGAAUAUCUGUCCACAAUUUGUCCCAACCCAUGGCGCACUCCGCUUGGUGGGUCAGUAGCCCGCACAGAACUGCAACGGACAGAAAGGACAUGUUUGUGUUUAAUCUCCGACUGAAGGGAUUCUUUUUUUCCUUUGACACAUACUUUAUAUCUGGUGCAGGCAAAUCUUGUUAUAAGCCAGUGGGAACAUGGGAUUGAUUGUCAAUAAGGUACUGUGAUCAGAUGAAACAGCACAUCUUUGCAAAGUUGUCUCAUGAGGCGAUGGGGAUAAUGAAGGGAAGUAAAUUCAGACCGGGCUCUGAUAUUUACUUGGCAAAAAGUUCUUCAAAUCAUUUUCGGUAACUUUCAAUUCCACGUGACGAAAGCAGCGUGUGGGAGGCAGGUUUUCUUUUCCAAGAAAGUUGACCUUGCACUCCAAUUAGAAUAGCUGCCUGAAAAACCAGGCUGUGUAUUACUGGACUGCGUGAGGGGGCAGCCCUAGUCCAAUGGAGACUAAAGGCACUCAUCCCGAGAAGCCUCUGCCUCACAGCUGUGAGCUCGCCGGAGGUCAAGAGACAAAUUGGUCAGUCUGUUACUGAGCUUCACCAAACGUCCACUGCCAGUUCCAUAAGUUAAAGUGGGCCGUGGUGACUUGCAUUAAAAGUAGUUGACUUUACUCACCAUUCUGCAAUGGGUUGUAGGGAGACACUUAGGCUGUUUCUGAUCAGCUAGCUGGGAUUUCCAUGGUAACAAUCAAAGCAGUGCUUAGAACCUUUGAUCUGCAGAAGUUACUUGCAGGUGGGAAAAUGUGCAAUUUUUAUAGUUAAUACUUUUAUUUUCAUUUUUUAUUCCCUGUCCUUAAUGGUCAGCUGCCAUGCCACUUAUAAGAUGCAUCAUUAUGUCUUUCCAAAUGGCUCCAUUAUUACUCAUUCCCAAACUAAAGUUGUACCUGUGGCGUCAGACCUUUCCCCAUCCCUAUACUGUAUAUCAGGAGAAUGGGGUUGAGAAGGGAUAAUAAAUCUGCCAUGAUGAGAUGGUGGGGCAGACUAGAUGGGCCGAAUGGUCUGAUUCUGCUCCUGUGUCAUACAGAGAAUCCAUUGCUGACAGGCUUGGUACAGCAGUGUGUCAGUCAAAUCAGUUAAGAAUCAACCACAUCGGUGAGUCACUCAUAGGCUGGAGAUGUACAAGCAAGUUUCCUCCUCAGAGGGACAUUAACUGAUCACUUCAGCACUUCAGAUAACCCAACCACUAUGGUCAGUUUUACUGCUGCCAGCCUUUAAAGUCCCAAACUCUCUAUAAACUCAAUGUGAAGUCACAGCCUCACAAGAGGCGAGUUGGCAUUCCAUUGUUUGGAUUAUUUCUCCAGAGUUCAGGCUGUACAUGAUGUCCGUCCGUUUACAUAACCACUAUGAAUAAAUGUACAGUGUGGCAUUGAACCACAAGUUCAGUCCUUUCCUUACGCUUGAUCUCAAUGGAACAAGUAAAGGUAAACACGAGAUUCUGCGGAUGCUGGGAAUCCAAAGUAACACACACAAAAUGCUGAAGGAACUCGGCAGGUCAGGCAGCACCUGUGGAGGGGAAUAAACAGUCGGUGAUUUAGACUAAGUGAAGAUCAUUGAGAUAAGACUGUUCAGCUCCUCUGAAGGCUGACCCCCUCCAGUCUGUUUAUUUAUCUUUAUUGUGUUUAGGCUAAGCAUGCCUAUCUCCUAUCAGUAAAUAGGCUCCUCACUAUAUCAGCCAUGAUCUUAUUGAGACACAGCAUGGAAUAGGUCCUGCUGGCCUUUCAAGAUGCACCACCCAGCAGUCCUCCAAUUUAAUCCUAGCCUAAUUACAGGGCAAUUUACAAUGACCGUUUCUACCUACUGGUACAAAACUGGCAUGUCUUUAGACUGGGAGGAAAUCUGAGCAUCCAGAGGAAACCUGCGUGGUCACAAGGAAAAUGGACAAACUCCUUACAGGCAGCGGUGGGAAUUGAACCCAGGUCGCCCGUACUGUAAAGCAUUGUGCUAACCACUACACCACCAUGCUGCCAUUUAUAAGCAGAGGUGUCACUUUCCCAAGGGAGGAUAAAAAUUACCACUUGCAAUGGGGUUGAGUAACCAUCCCAGUCCAGGGAAAGUCCUCACAGCAGCAAGUAACUGUAUUUCAUCUGUUGUCUGCAAUGCCCAAUGCCCACCUGGUCUGGCUGUGAACCCACAGCUCUGUGGUUGGCACAUGGAAGAAUGUGGCCUUGCAAGACACUCGGUCCAAGAGAGCAGACUUGAGCAUUAAAAAUCGGCUCCCAAAUCCUGUGAAAGGAUAAACCCUUCUGCCACAGGGAUCAAUGUAAACCACUCUUGUUUAUUCUCCAAAGCCCAUUUAGACCAAUUAGGGAGUAGUCAAAGUAGAGUCAGAAGUGGUAGGAUAUAGAUUUGAAACCUCACACAAAACAGCUCAAUUUGUCAAGGUCAAAAUAAAACUUCAUACCAGGAAACUCAGUGGGGAGUUCUGAAGAGAAUGAAGUUCCCCUCUCUUCUUUGUCAAUGGGGAUGUGUUGGAUCCAGAUGCUUUUGUAAUCCAGAUGUUCUUCAGAAGUCAAGAACGAGACAUAAAACCUGUUGAUAGCAAUUUUAUUAAGUGUUACAAGAACAUUGAAAAGACAAUAAGAAAAGUAAUUGUGGUCAUCUCAUACCCAGAGCAAAGAAACAAAAAUUCCAGUGAUAACAAUUAACAUAAAAUAGCCAGAUUCAAGUGGUAUGACACCUGCGACUGAGAACUAAGAAGUUUCUAGAAAAAUACAGAAGCAAUUAUUUGUACCAUAAUUACUGGAAAAUUCACUGUUACAUGUAUAUAAAAAUGCAAGUGAGCAUAAGGAAGUUAGACUGCGAGAAAAAAUAACAGUUCUAUACCCGAAUCCAACAGGUGCAGAAGUCAUCAAAUCCUCCAGCACCAUGUAGAUUAUAAACCUUUGAACAUUCAAAGCUGAGCUCCAAUACAAUGGCUGCUGGAGUAAUAUACCAGAGAGCCAGAAUCACUCUGACGUGAGUCUGAAAGCCCAAAUUUUAAGCUAAAUUGAAAGUAUCAUGAGCAGUUUUGGGCCCCUUAUCUAAGAAAGUAUGUGUUGGCAUUGGAGAAGGUUCAUUAAAUGAUUCUGGGAAUGAAAGUGUUAAUGUUUGAGGAGUGUUUGCUGGCUCUGGGCCUGUACUCGCUGGAGUUUAGAAGGGGAGGGGGGUGAUCUCACUGAAUCCUGAAAGGCCUAGAUAGAGUGGAUGUGGAGGGGAUGUUUCCAAUAUUGGGAGAGUCCAGGAUCAGAGGGCACCACCUCAGAAUGGAAGUACAUCCAUUUAGAACAGAAACAAGGAGGAAUUUAUUUCACUAGAGGGUGGUGAAUCUGUGGAGGCCAAGUCAUUAGACAUACUUACAGUGGUGGUUGUAAGGUUCUUGGUUAGUUAUGGUGUCAAAGUUUAUGGGAGAAUGGGACUAAGAAGGAUAAUAAAUCAGCCUUGCUGGAAUGAGAGAGCAGACCCAAAGGGCUGAAUGACCUAAUUCUGCUCUUCUGUCUUAUGGACUAAAUUCCUGGCAAGCCCUUCUCUAUUCUCAUCUCCCACUCGAUACUUGUCUCUGGUACAAAGAUGAGAAAAUCUACAGAUGCCGGAAUUCCGAGUAACACACACAAAAUAUAGGCAGAACUCAGCAGGCCAGGCAGCACCUAUGGAACAAAAGUACAGUUGAUGUUUUGGGCUGUUCAUCAGGAAUUAAACAGGACGAAUCGUCAACAGUUUACUCUUUUCCGAAGAUGUCGCCUGGCCUGCUGAGUUCCUCCAGCAUUUUAUGUGUGUACUUGUCUCUGGUAAAUGAAUGUGACCAUGUCAGGGGUGGAAAGAGCUCCAAGAGUGUGUCAAACUGUUCACUAAGUCCGUAAAUCUUUCCAUAACUUCUCUAGUUUCCCCCAGGGAAUCUUGACGACAACCAUUACUUUCUAGCAAGAUGGAGCUUUUAGCACUUCAAAACAAAUAGUAUUUGGUGCUAUUUGAAUGGGAAUAGGCAAGAAAUAAACUUGACUCUUUGGCUUUUAUUUACAGCUUAUGAAGGCCAAUGUCUAUUAUGUUAGAUUUAGAUGCAUCAUUACCUGUGGAUAUUGUCUCAUGACGUGGCACAUUUUCAAAUAGGGAAACCUCUAGUUCCAGCAGCUAACAUUUGCUUCUAGAUGGAAUAAAGGACUUCUCUAAUUCCCGGGGAGCGUGAUGAACUGCCAGUUCAAAACUGAGUUCAGGAGCCUCAAAGGUUUAGGGGUUGGUGGGGAGAAGAGCAGGUGGGGGGGAGAGGGGAUGGGUAGAAGCCUGUGGAGGGUGCUGGGUCGAGUGAUGGGCAAGAACGCCAUCAUUUACACCUGCAGCCUUAAACUCGGGGGACAUGUUUAUUGGAAAGGAAACAAAAUGCUCUUCAGGUCAGGCAGCUUGUGUGGAACGAGAAACAAAGGUCUCAGGUCAAAGGAAGUCAUGCAAAACAAAGUUUUUCACUGUAUCUCAGUACAUGAGACAGUAAUUUAUCAAUAUACCAAAGGGUCAUGAACCUGUAAUAUUCAGUCUGUUCCUCCCUCCACAGCUGCUCCCUCACUUGCUGAAUGUGAACACCAUUUUUUUUAAACAGAAGAGAUUCUACAGGCACUAGAAAUCCAGAGUAACACACACAAAAUGCUGGAGGAACUCAGCAGGUCAGGCAGCAUCUAUGGAGAGGAAUAAACUAUUGAUGUUUCAGACCAAGACCGUUCUUCAGGAUCCUUCAUUCUCAAGUCCUGAUGACAGCUUUCAGCCCGAAACAUCAUCUGUUUAUUCCUCUUCAUAGAUGCUGUCUGACCUGCUGAGGUUCUCCAGCAUUUUGUAUGUGUUGUUCUACAAUUUCUUUUAUUUUAGGUCUAAGUGAUUCACAGGAGAUUUUUUUUUUUGGCUAUCUCAGUGUGCGCUAUUGAGUAGCAAUGGAUAGGAUGUGUUAUUCUGGAUUCUGCGCCCCACACUCUUCAUUGUUUUCAUAGCUGGACUAUAGACAUUUAAAAUUUGCUCCAUGGUGGUUUAACAAGUCCCUUUAAAAUCUAGCAGCUUAAAAAAGAAGAAAAUAUAUUUCUGCUGUGAAAACCUUUCAAUGGGGUCUCCAGAAAGAGCGGGGGAAAAAACAUUCCAUUUAAAUUAUGGAAAAAAAUCCUGAGGCACAGCACUGAAAUAAUUUAUUUUGUUUUUGUACAACUGAUAUGUGUGAUUUUAAUGUUUUAUUUAUUGUUAUUUAAUUUGGAGAACACCAAUCAGGCAAGUUUUUUUUUUGGAAGAGAAAAGAAUUUGCUGUUGUGUCCUGUUUUACAAUUGUGUUUAAUUUAUGCUUCACUCUUGUGAAUUUUCACUUUUUUUAAAAUAUAUGUAUGUAUGUUUACGUAAUGUACAGCACUGGUUGCCUUGUGUAUUAUUGUGAUGUGUUUCCCUUCAUGCAGUUAUUUUGCCAUUUGUAUUCUUUGAGAUAAACUGCACUUAUCUUUUAUGAAAAAAUAAUUGACUGAGGCAGGAUGUCAAAUCCACUCUAAUACUUGUUUCAAAAAAUGUAGCAGUUCUAUAAUGCAUAUUAAUCAUGUCAAAGACAUCUUUUUUAUCAAUUAUUUUAAGCCCAGCAGUAAUAUCCUGUAAUAUACUGUAACAUUAAUCAUUGCUGUAUGUGGAACUAAUGCCAAAAUUCAUCUUUUUUUUAAAUGUGUGUAAAUUAUAUAUUCUCA